Rotaria sordida is the source of this 943-nucleotide messenger RNA. Lineage: Eukaryota; Metazoa; Rotifera; Eurotatoria; Philodinida; Philodinidae. The record is from the annotation of a GenBank genome assembly.
AUGUCUGCUGAUACAUCUGCUGAGAACAAUUCAUGCAUUCGAUCAGAACAUCAUGCUACUAAGCGAGUACUGUCUUAUAUUCAAGUUCUUUUUAAACAACUGAGUAGACGUAAACCAAUGAUAAAAGUACAAGCUGAAAUUGACACACGAAAUGAGUUGAGACGUGAUCUAAAUUGGAUUCAAUUACUUGCUAUAGGUCUUGGUGCUACUAUCGGUGCUGGAAUAUUUGUAUUAAGUGGACAAGCUGCUGCAAAAUAUUCUGGUCCAUCGAUCAUCAUUUCAUUUCUUAUAACAGGCGUUAUUGCUCUAUUAUCGUCUUUAUCAUAUUCAGAAUUAGGAGCAAUGAUGCCUAGUUCUGGAUCAGUAUAUACGUAUACUUAUGCAGCUUUGGGAGAAUAUUUAGCAUGGUUUAUUGGAUGGAAUUCUGGAUUACUUUAUCUAUUCGGUAUGUUGACGGUGGCAGUUGCUUGGAGCAAGCAUGUGAUCUUAUUUAUUCAGAUUGUAUCUGAUUAUAAUGUUACAAACAUGAUUGUCGAAGCACCAGUGGCUUGGAACGAAGCUGCAGAAAGUUUUUAUGUCACUGGUCAAGCGAUUAAUUUACCUGCUAUUGCAAUUACUAUUGCAAUUACAAUUCUUCUUAUUAUUGGAAUUCGUCAAACAGCUAUUGUCAAUCUUGUAUUGGUUGUGAUUAAAAUUAUUAUAAUUUUAAUAUUCAUUUUUGCUUGUUGUAAAUAUGUCGAUCGCAAUAAUUAUUACCCAUUUUUUCCACCAAAUAAAGGUUCAUUUAGUAAAUAUGGAGUAACAGGAAUGCUGCAAGCAUGUACUUAUGUAUUCUUUGCAUAUGUAGGUUUUGAUUCAGUAUCAACAGUAGCACAAGAAGCAAAGUCACCAGAGAGAUCACUGCCAAUUGCCACUAUUGGAUCAACAAUUGUUUCACUGCUAC